Penicillium salamii is the source of this 1203-nucleotide messenger RNA. The record is from the annotation of a GenBank genome assembly. Lineage: Eukaryota; Fungi; Ascomycota; Eurotiomycetes; Eurotiales; Aspergillaceae.
AUGUCUCAGUUGACAGCAGAAUUAGAUAUAAAUAUAGAUUUCUCGGUGUCUCAGGUAAAAUCGGAAUGCCAAGAAUCCGGGGCGAUAAGCGAUAGUGGUUCCCAUGGCGACAACGUCAAUCUUGACAUCUUCAACAUACAUGGGAUGAGUUCUGGGACCAUGGCGUCGCCGUUUAAGCUACCUGGCUCACCAGUAGCUGCACCCCUGAGGAAGGGGUUGUUCACUAAUGGAAUAUGGUGUUGCAACUGCCCAGACCGCCCACCAGCAGCUCGUCGCCAGACCAAAAAAGAGGGGCCAAAUAUAGGGAAGUGGUUUUGGACAUGCGCGCAACCGAUGCAUCUGCGGUGCAGCUUCUUUCUCUGGGAAGCUGACGCCACAAUCCGCGAGCAAGCAGCGGUUCUUGCAAACUCUCGGUCAGAGCUCGAUCCUCUCUCACUCACCCCAACGAAACCAAAGACCCCGGGAAGAUCGAACAACGGUCUGCUCACACCUCAGACUGAGCGUCGAUUUUACGAUACUCCCUCGCCCAAGUUUAAGCCGCCGCCGCAAUCAGCCAAAGCCAGAAUGAUAUCAGAAGCCUCAGAGGAUUUUGGUUGGAAUGACGACCUGGAUGAUGAUGAGGAGCUGGUGAAAACGUUUUGCUCUAACAAUACUACCGAGAGCUUCAUAUCGCAACCCAACUACCACACCGAGCCUGCAGUGAAGACUCCUCGCACUGCUAGAGUGACUUCACCUGGCAAGCGCAAGCUGUUUCAAGCUCAGAAUGACGGCUCUCCGGAUCACCAAUCGACAUUUGCCACCCCACUGUCGUCCGUAUCUUCUCGAACGGCUACAUUUCCCUCCUCCGCGGAACUAUGUUCGACACCCACCCCCAGCAAGUACAGCGAUGUACUUUCUGCAGAGUCAACGUUCGACACCUCGGAUCUAGCGAAAAGUCUCAUUGGAAUACUGGAAAAUCAUGAGGUCGUCCUGCCGAACAAAGCACGCGAUGAGGCGGUCUCGCUACUGAACCGACAUGACUUGAGAACGCAGGGUAUCGUCCGUGGCCGUGACAUGACUCGUUUGGCUUUGAGGAAGAAAGACAACGAGAUUGCAAAUUUAAAAGAGCGUGUUGCCAACUUGGAAGCACAGAGGCAACUGGACCAGACACUUAUUGACGGAAUGAAAGCGUCGGGAUCAAAUGAGCGAACGAACCGACGAUGA